GAAGCGGCAUGUGGGGCGCGCGGGCGCCGCGCCUCUGCCGCGCCAGCCUGUGCUGCUGGCGCCGCUUCCCCGCGGGGGUCCCGCCCGCGCCGGCCGAGGAGGCCGGAGCCCGCCGGAAAAGAGUAACUUUGGAGUUGUUGGACCACCUGGAACAUCUGUCACUUGUUGAUUUUCGCAAUUGGGAGGGUGUGGAACGUUUAGAGAAAGCAAUAGAAUUUGCUGAGAAACUUCACACUCUUAAUACAAAUGGAGUGGAACCAAUGGAUUCAGUACUGGAAGACAGGCAUCUGUACCUCAGAGAAGAUACUGUUACAGAAGGCAGCUGUGCAGAGGAGCUUCUGAAGAAAGCUAAACAGACAGUUGAAGAAUAUUUUGUAGCUCCACCAGGUAAUAUCCCUUUACCAAAGCUGGAAGACAGAGAGUCUUUUCUACAGAGGGAAGAGUCCUAGGCAGAAGAUUAUUGUGCCACUGUUGAUAUCUUUAGAAUCUAGUCCCUGCAUCUUUAAAAGAAUUAAAUCUUUCAGCACAUCCUUCCA
Varanus komodoensis (Komodo dragon) is the source of this 536-nucleotide messenger RNA. It is a transcript of the gene GATC, whose product is annotated as glutamyl-tRNA amidotransferase subunit C. The record is from RefSeq and is a predicted model, not a curated record. The transcript has 4 exons. Gene Ontology annotation, biological process: glutaminyl-tRNAGln biosynthesis via transamidation; regulation of translational fidelity; mitochondrial translation. Gene Ontology annotation, molecular function: glutaminyl-tRNA synthase (glutamine-hydrolyzing) activity. Bases 9 to 449 code for a protein of 146 amino acids. Lineage: Eukaryota; Metazoa; Chordata; Lepidosauria; Squamata; Varanidae. Gene Ontology annotation, cellular component: mitochondrion; glutamyl-tRNA(Gln) amidotransferase complex.